Messenger RNA from Vigna umbellata (rice bean), 2539 nucleotides. RefSeq names its product cell division cycle 48C (gene CDC48C). The record is from RefSeq and is a predicted model, not a curated record. Gene Ontology annotation, molecular function: ATP binding; ATP hydrolysis activity. NCBI's taxonomy places the organism in Eukaryota, Viridiplantae, Streptophyta, Magnoliopsida, Fabales, Fabaceae.
GAGAAAUUUGUGUGAUUUUGGUUAGGGUUUACGAGAAAGCAGAGCUUCCAGUUUCGGUUUCGAACAGGUGGGGGGAAAAUGGGAAGAAAAGGUGGAGGAAGGUUUUUUGAAAAAUCUCUCCGUCGCCGUAUUGAGAUCUGCACGUCCAAAUACUCCACUGCCGAAGAAAUCGCCAACCAUCUCCGUUCAACUUAUCCCGAUUACCACAGAACCAAACAACAAACCCUAAUUCGGUUUGUUCAGGAAGCUAUUCAUUCCAUGGAGAAGCUGAAUCACACUCCCACGCCUAAGUAUUCAGACGACGGCAACAUAGAGUCCCAACGCGCGUCUCGAAAGCGUAAGAAGAAUAUUGACGAAGGUGAAGAAAGGCUGAAGAAAAUGGAAGCUUUACACGUGCGAAGGAGGGUGCAGAGUUCUUCGGAGAGUAAUGACGAGGAGAGUAAUGAUGAGGAAUCGGUGUCGGAGGACGCAAUUUACGGUGAGAAGUUGGAGCCUCAGUUUGAUUUGAUGAAGGAAAUGCUAAGGAUGUCAUAUACGCCAAAGAAGGUGGCGGCAGCAGCAACGGAAGAAAAGAACAUUGAAAUAGAGAUGGGUAAUAUAAGUAAAGGCACGGAGAUGGGUAAUAUAAGUAAAGCCACGGUUCUGAAUGAGGUGGGAGACCCAUCUCUGCUUUCGGUUUCGGUUUCAAACGGUGAGGGGAAGAAAGAUUGGCCUAGAUUUAAGGAUUUUGGUGGGAUGAAAGAAGUUUUGGAGGAACUAAGAGAAGAGUUGAUUGUACCUUUGGUUCAUGGUGAAAUUCUUAGAAAAUUAGGAGGGAAGCCAAAGGCAGUUGGCAUUUUAUUGCAGGGUCCACCUGGAUGUGGGAAGACCACACUUGCUCAUGCUAUAGCUAAUGAGUCAGGUCUUCCUUACUAUCGGAUUUCAGCUACUGAACUAGUCUCUGGGGUAUCAGGUGCAUCUGAAGAAAAUAUUAGGGAAUUUUUUGCUAAAGCUUACAGAACUGCACCUUCUAUAGUCUUUAUUGAUGAGAUUGAUGCAAUUGGUUCUAAAAGAGAGAAUUUGCAGCGGGAAAUGGAAAAACGAAUGGUGAUGCAAUUAAGCACUUGCAUGGAUCAAUCAACUGCUGAUAAUGUUAUUGUAAUAGGAGCUACAAAUAGGCCUGAUUCUCUUGACCCUGCCUUAAGAAGACGAUUUGAUCGUGAAAUUAGCAUUUGUGAACCUGAUGAAUCCGCCAGGAAGGAGAUUCUAUCUAUUCUUACUUCUAAUUUUAGAUUUGAUGGUUUAUUUGAUCUACAUGAAAUAGCCAAGUUUACAUCAGGAUUUGUUGGUGCUGAUUUGGUAACUCUAGUUGAUAAGGCUCUUCGAUGGGCAACAAAGAGAAUAAUUAACGAAAGAACGAAGAGAAUAAUUGACCAAAGGAGACAUGAAAUACCUGAACUCAUGAGCGAGCAUAUUGAAGAAUGGCGGAGGGAACCUUUGUCCACGGAAGAAUUAGAUGAGUUUGCCUUCAUCAAAAUCUCCGAUUUUGAGCAAGCAUUAAGAAAGGUACAACCUUCAUUAAGAAGAGAAGGAUUUGCUAGCAUUCCUAAGGUAAAAUGGGAAGACGUUGGGGGGCUUGAUCAUUUAAGAAAGGAGUUUGAACGAUAUAUUGUAAGGCGUAUAAAAUAUCCUGAAGAUUAUGAGGCACUUGGGAUUAAUCUCGAGACUGGAUUUUUGCUUUAUGGACCUCCUGGUUGUGGUAAAACAUUGAUUGCCAAAGCUGUUGCCGGUGAGGCAGGGGCUAGUUUUAUCCAUAUUGAGGGUGCCCAACUUUUAAAUAAAUAUGUUGGGGAAAGUGAGCUUGCCGUUCGAACAUUGUUUAGCCGUGCAAGGUCAUGUGCACCAUGUAUAAUUUUCUUUGACGAGAUUGAUUCAUUGACAAAAGAACGUGGUAAAGAGGGUGGUUGGGUUACCGAGCGACUGUUGAACCAGUUGCUUAUCGAGUUGGAUGGUGGAGAGCAUCGACACGGUGUUUUUGUGAUUGGUGCUACAAAUAGGCCUGAGAUGAUGGAUCGUGCUCUCUUACGGCCGGGUAGAUUUGGUAAACUUCUUUAUGUUCCUCUACCUGGCCUUGAUGAGCGAGUUUUGAUAUUGAAAGCUCUUGCAAGGACUAUGACAAUUGAUGCCACUGUGGAUUUGAGUGCAAUUGCCAGAAUGGAAGUUUGUGAAAACCUAAGUGGCGCUGAUCUUCGUAAAUUGAUGAGUGAAGCGGCAAUGGCUGCUUGGGAUGAGAAAGAUAAAACUGUCAAGAGUAUUCAUUUUGAGAUGGCACUAAGUAAAAUCUCGCCGUCAGUGUCUAACAGGGAAAAGCAGUAUUAUCAGCACUUGUCGGAGAGGUUUAAAGUGGCGUGAACAACAUGCCCUGGUUUUCAAUUGAGUUGUUCAUUGAUCGUUUCCUUUGUUUUAAAUUUAUAUCUUUGUUGUUUUUCAUUUUUGUUUUACGGUGUAGAUAUGUUAUUUAUCACAACUCAACUAUUAUAUAAAAAAAAUUAUAAAUUCA